Molecule: messenger RNA, 5343 nt
Organism: Naegleria gruberi
Lineage: Eukaryota; Heterolobosea; Eutetramitea; Acrasida; Naegleriidae
Product: exportin-t
Exons: 8
Coding region: 1-5343 (1780 amino acids)
Biological process (GO): exocytosis; tRNA re-export from nucleus
Cellular component (GO): cytoplasm; exocyst; nuclear matrix
Molecular function (GO): tRNA binding; small GTPase binding
Source: RefSeq, a predicted model, not a curated record
AUGGACGAACAAUUCAAAUCAUCAUUGGAAAGGGCUAUUCUUUCGCAAACAGAUGCGACAGCAAACCAAGCUGUAAAACAGGAUGCUUUUAAUUAUUGCGAGCAAUUAAAACAAAGAGAGGAUAUUUGGAAGAUAUGUCUUCAAUUUGUCUUGGAAUCAAAGUAUGAUCAAGUAAAAUUAUGGUGCUUUGGAAUAUUGGCAAGUUUUAUUACGGAAAGGUCUCAAUUCUUGACCGAUCAAGACAAGGAUACUAUAAAACAAGCCUUGAUGCACUGGUUUGUAAAUAUUCUAACACCAAGAACAGAAGCUUUUAUCAGAAACAAGUUUUGUGAAGCAUUAAUUGCAAUCUUUAGAAUUGAGUAUUAUGCUCGUUGGCCAACAUUCUUCAAGGAUUUAUUUUCUAUUCUUUCAAAUUCACCAAGUGAAUUAAUGAUUGAUAUGUAUCUCAGAAUACUAGACACUAUUGACUUUGAAUUUGUUGCUAGAUUUGUUGAAAGAUCGGAAGUUAAUCACAAAAGGGCUAUUGAAAUUAAAGAUGCAAUGCGUGAAGACUGUAUUCCACAAGUUAUAGGCACUUUUUACACUAUUUUGACAGCUAAACAUGUUGUUUUAUCAAAUAAUUGUCUUAACACUAUGUCAAAUUAUAUUGAUUGGAUAGAUAUUAAUCUUGUGACAACUGAACAAUUUGUUCAACUCUAUUAUCAAUUUUUAAACACAGCAGAAUUUAGAACUAAGGCUUGUGAGUGUUUAUGUGUAUUGGUAGAAAAGGGUAUGAAUGACAAUGACAAACUCAAAUUAAUCACUUCUCUUCAAAUUCCACAAAUUUUAAUGAACAUGGUAGUUGACAGCUCCAAAGAUGAUGUCUUUGCAGAGGCAGUUUCUACUUUAGCUGCUGCAGUAGCUAAUCAACUCUUGGAAAUAUCCUCAAGACCAAAUCAAGAAAUGUUUCUUGCCACAACAGCUUCCAAACUUUUACAAGAUAUUCUUCCAUUCAUCUUGUCAUUGUUUGCUGAUCAAUACGACCAAGUUUCUUCCUCAGCAUCUAAUUUCUUAAAUGAUUUCAUUUCAGUCAUUAAGAAAUCCAAAUCCCCUCAUCCGGAAUCACUUCCAGCACAACUUCAAAAUAUGCUUACAACCAUUCAAAAUAAGGCUAAAUAUACUGAAGAUUUCGAUUUUGAUCCAUCCCAACGUGACGAUUAUGAAAAUGGAUUUUUAGAAUAUAGAAGAGAACUCUUUGUUUUGUUUAAGAAUAUUGGAGUUAUUGCUCCAGAUUUGGUAAAACAAUAUGUUCAAGCAUUGACAAAACACGUUGUUACAAAUGUUACUAAUUUGGGUUUUGCAGAUGUUGAAGUUUGUCUCACUUUACUCUUUUUAUCUGCAGAAAUUUUCUCAGAUUUGCUCAAGUCAAAUAAGGAGGACAAUAUUUUCCUUCCAUUAAUUUUAGAUAUUGUCACAAAUAAUAUUUCCUCUUAUCCACACUCCUCUGUUCAACUUGCCUACUUUGAACUUCUUUCCAGAUUUGCUCCUCUUGUUCCAAGAUUCCCAGAUGAAGUUAUUACUUCUAUGCUUCAAUCAUUUGUUGAUCAAAGAGGUUUGAGAAAUAACAAUGAACAAGUUCAAAGUAGAGCCAAAUUUUUAUUGGCCAAAUUCAUCAAACCUCUCAGGGAUAGAUUGAGUGGAUUCGUGGAACCAUUGUACACUUUUGUAAAAGAUAUUAUACAAGUCAACUUACCAACAGAUGAGGAAUUGACUGAGAACGACUCCACUAGUGACAAAUUCUUUUUAUAUGAGGCUAUUGGAUUUUUAUUAGCCUGCCAAAAUAUUAAAACAGAAACUAGACACAAGAUUUUCCAAGAAAUUUUCAUUCCAUUUUCCAAGAAUAUUGAAGAUGUUUUAAAUCAAAAGCUUUAUCUUUCAGAUACUCCCGAUAAACCAAGAUUCAAGAAGUACAUUAGUACAAUGAUUCGUGCUGCAGCUAUUUUGAGCAAGGGGUUCGAUGACAAUUCUAAUAAGGCACACAUCAAGGAUUCAGUGGUAUUUUUCAAACAUUUCCUCGCUUUGGUUACCAGAGUGCAUUCAGAAAUUCCUAAAAAUAAGGAAAUUCAAUCCAAUGUUAUUCUUUACUACCACAGAAUGAUUGUUUUAAUGGACGCUGAACUUUUAGAAAUAAUUCCAGGUACACUUUCCCAUCUCUAUCAAACCUGUACUGAAAUUAGUCAAAUGAAAGAUAUUCUUAUCCUUUUAGGUCAAUUAAUGCAAAAGCACAAAGAAAAAGUGAAUGGGCUCAUCAAUGAACUCUUGACACCAACAUUAACCAAAAUUUAUCAAAUGAUAAAUAAUGGUGUCUAUGACUACUCAUUGAAUAGCAGCAGUGAAGAAAUUAGAGAAAUUGCUGACUUGCAUAAGAAUUACUUUACAUUCAUUCACACAAUAUUGGCUAAUAAUUUGAGUCCUGUAUUAAUCUCUGAUGCUAACAGACAUUUAUUCAAUUCAGUCUUGGAGACUGUUUUUAAGGGUUGCCAACACUUGUCUGUUCAUCACAAAAAAUCAGCUCUGUUAUGCAUUGAAUCAUUUGCCAAUUCAUAUGCCAACAAUUUAGGAAAAGAGUUUAACGAGUAUAUAAUUUCUAAUGCAGUUAUGGAGACUUUCCAAAUGUUACUCAGUCCUGAUUUUGAUAUUAGUGAUGGAGCUUCUUUCAAUGUUAUUGUUGGAGUUUGUCAAGUUUACUCUGUUUUUGUUCAAAAGUUUGGUCCAGAAUUUUUGAAUUAUUUAGCCAAUAAUUUCUUACCUCGAGUUCCUCUCUCUGUGGAUGAAAUUCAAAACUUUUGUCUUACUCUUCAAGAUAUUCAUGUAAAUAAGGUGAAUGGUUUUGAAAGAUUCAAACAAUCUUUCUUCAAUUUAAUUCAAUCAAGAAAGACUAAGAAGAAGCAAACCCUUAUUAAAAAAAUGGAUAAAUUUGACUUUGGGGUUGUCAUUGAGAAGGCAAAACAGUUUGGUGUUGCUCUUGCAGAGGGAGAACUUCAAACAACAAAGAAUUUGGAAAAUGUUAGUUCGGAAAUCCAUAAUAUUCAAUCAAAGAAUACAUUACUACAUAAUCAAAUUACAACUCUCUGUUCCGCACAAGUAGAAGAAGCACAAAUUGCUUUAGGCUUAAUUAAUUCAUCACAAGUUGUUUUGAAGGAAGUUAAAAAAGAAUUUUCAGGAUUAAAAGAAAAGGCAAAGAAAGGACAAGAAAUUAUUAGACGUUAUUCAACAAUUAGACAAGCUUUUACAACCCUUAAUACCCUAGGGAAAACAAGAGAGUGGAUUGCCAGAUUACUUCACUUGAAGAAGGAAAUUGCGGAAAUUAAGUCAAUUCUAAAAUCACAAAUUGAAGAGUUUGGAGAUGAAGAAAAUGAGGAAGAGGAAGAAGAGGAGGAAGAAGACGAAUUUGGAGAUAUUGAUUUAUCAGUUUAUGGAUUUGAUGAUUCUGGUAUUGAUGGAGACUCUCAUAAUAUUCUUAUCGUGAUUUAUGAAAGAUUAUGUGGAUUGGAAGAAUUUAGAAUGAAAGUGUUGGAAGAGACUUCAGAUAACCAAGGAAUCAAGAAUGUUUUUAUGAGUUAUUUGGCAGUUAUAGAUUCUGCAUCCAGACUAUUCUCAAAGACCUUGGAAAAACAUUUUGAUCAUGCUGUUGGAUUGUCAAGUGAGGAACCAGAAAAAUUAAUGCAGGCAAUAAGAAUUAUGGAAAGAGAAGAGAAGAAGAAGAGUUUGGUUGAUGCUGGCCUUAAUCUAGGAGAUGAGGACGAGGGUAUUACUAUGUAUUCAUAUAAGAAUUAUAGACAAAUGUUUAGUGACUCUCUGCAACGAUACAUCAGAAAUACCCUUCGAUAUGAAGUUCAGAAUGAUGAAAAUGUGGAGGAAAUUACUUCUAAAAUGUAUAAUUUAAUUGAAGGAGAAAUGGAAAUUAUUGAAAGAAAUAUGGUUCCUUGUUUCCCAUCAAAGUACAAAAUUAUUGAAACCUGUAUUUAUUACUUUGACACUGAAGUGAGGUCAAUUCUUGGAGAAUUCAUACAUGAAGAUGCAGACAAUAUUACAAGAGCUCAAAUACUUGCUUGGCUCGGUAAUUAUCCUAAAGUUUACGAAAUCUACAAUGAUGAUUUGGAAAAUGUUAAAAUUGAUUAUAGUGCAUUAAUAAUGGAUCUUCAGUCAACAAUUAAUAUUACCUUCUUUCUCAUGCAACAAGUUAUUUUGAAUAUCAGACAAACAUUGUCUGACUAUGCUGCAACACUUCUUGAUGGUGUUAAAAAACAUGUUGAUAAGAUUACAAUCAAAAGAUUGAUAGCUCUAACAAACGACUGUUCGAAAUGUAUCCUAUUCACCAAUGAUUUGCAAGAACAAAUUAUUGAGGCAUUGCCUUCUGUAAAAUUAUCAGAAAUUACAAUGGAAGAAGUCACUCUAGGAUUCACAAAUCUUUCAAAAGAGUUGAUGAAUCUUAUUUGUAAUGUAUUCAUAUCUAAAUCUUCACCACUAUUAGAAAAGCUGUUUACAAAGGAUUGGUAUGUCAACAAAGGAGAGAGAACCUGUGUUACUGAUGCUCUUUCAUUGAUGCAAGAUGAUAUCCAGCUCCCAAUUGACUACAUGGAAUGGGAAAAUGUCGUUACAAUUGUUACCACCGUUUUUAAUGAUUUUGUACAAAAGUAUUUUGAUGCAUUCAUGACAAGGAAGUUUGUUUUAUCAGAGGCAGAAAGAGAGAUUGUGAUCAGUGAGGUUCAUGCUAGUGAAGAGUUUUUACCUCCUGAAGAUGAUCAUGAUUGGGUAUCAGGAAUCCUCAAACCAUUAAGAAUGUUAUUGGAUGUUUUUAGUACCAUUGAUGAUGAAGAUCUUUUACAAUGCAUGUCAGACUCAACAAGCACAUUCCCAGACCUUGGUGAAAUUGUAUUUGACACCUUAAUUAGAAAGUCUGGUUUUUCAAAGGAAGCUACUGAGCUGUAUCUUUCAACUUGUGCAAGCUUUUUUAAAACCAAAAGCAAACUCAACCAAGGUAAAAACACAAAGAAAUCAAUCUUUGGAGCUUACAACCCAGUUGAAAAACCAAUUGAAAAAGUCGAUCCAAAGAAGAAAGCUCCAGAAAAGAAGAAAAAGAAGAAACUUUUGGACAAAAUGUUCUCUUCUGAGGCUCCACAACCAGUUAGUUUGAGUUUGUCUGGCUCAGUUGACAUGGAUGAUGAAAUUGAGGAAAAGAACGAAAUUCCAAAGAAACCUGAACCAACCAACACUGGCUCAACAAGCUCUUCCAACCCUAAAACCAAAAAAGACAAAGUACAAGAGAUGAAUUUAAUGGAUUUCCUUGGAGAUGACGAUUAA